AUGGCCGAGAGCUCCCUCUACCGGCAGCGGCUAGAGGUCAUCGCUUUCUUCUAUCCGGUCACCACCACCCUCAGAAUGACCCCCAUUCGGCGCGGACUAGGCCUCCGCAGCAUCCCGGGCGCGGCCGGCCCCGCCCCCGCCGCCCCGCCCCCACCCGCUGCUGAGUCAGCUCCUCCGCAGCCCCCUCCCCGCCCGGGGCCCCGACGUGCGCUCCGCCGCCCCGCCCGGCUCGCAGCCCCGGGAGUCCCGGGAGCCCCCGCGAGCCCCGCGGAGGAGGGAAGGCGGAAAGGGAGGCGGCGGCCCCGCCCGGCCCGCGGGCAGCUCCCGGUCCUCUGUGCGCAGGAGAAGCGGCGGCUGCAGGAGGAGAUCCGCGCCGCGCGCCGGGAGCUGGAGGAGGAGAAACUCCGCGUGGAGCGGCUCAAGAGGAAGUCUCUCCGGGAGCGUUGGCUAAUGGACGGGACGGCUGAGGGGACGGAGCGGCAGGAGGAGUCUGCCUCGAAAGACCCCCAGUCACCUGAGGGCCAGGCUCAGGCCCGAAUCCAGAACUUGGAAGACAGCUUGUUCACACUCCAGUCCCAGCUGCAGCUGUUGCAAGGUGCAUCCACAGGUGCCCAGCACAAGUCCUCAGGCAGGCCCACCUGGCGCAGACAGGGUCACCGACCUCUCUCCCAGCCUACGGUGGAGGCAGGUCCCACAGACCACGCUGAUCUGAACAAGAGAGCCUCCCUACCAGCCGGACCAGUGGACACGUCCCCAGAGUCCCCCUCUGAGCCCAGAGAUGAGGCUGUCAGGGCUCCACCAGCCCUGAAGUUGUUCCCUGGGGCAGCAGGGGCCUCCUCAGAAGCCAAUGGCCCCUGCCCUGGACCCAGCCCCGCUCCAGAGCAGGAGCCUUGUCAGGGGCUGGCAGCAUCCAAGGGUGGCGUGGAUGAGGCCAACGGGGGUGUGGUGAAGGUGGUAUGGGAGGGGCUGAGGGCCACAGAGGACUGUGUCACCGGGGCCACGGGCCCAGAGCUGGAGGCUAAGGUAGAGGAGAUGGUGCUGGAGGCAGUUGGCGACAGGCAGGAAGCCAGCUGCCCAGAGCUCCCCUCCUGGGUGACAGAGGACAGGAGCACCGUGGAGGUGGUCUGGGAGGGGGUGGGAGGGCCAGACAGCAGCGACUCAGAGGCCACAGGGGAGGCGGGCGGCGGGGGCCGGAAGGCUGCGCAGACCGGCUCACCGAGGCUUCAGGUGAGGCCGGAGGGAGCAGCUCCUGGAGAAGGUGGCAUUCCCAGGGGCAGCCCUGAUGCUGAUGGGCCAGGGGGCUCUGGAGGAGAGGAGGGAUCUUUCAUUUGGGUGGAGAGGGUGACCCUCAGCGAGGAGUGGGAGGAGCUGGUGGUGGAGGGAUUGGAAGGGCCAAGGGUGUGGGGAAAGGGGGCAGGACCUGAGAGUCCACUGGGGGCGGAAAGGGGGGCAGGGGAGGAAGCCUGGGAGGCAGGGAGCAGCCAAGCAGAGGAACCAGUGGGCGGAGUAAAGAAGCGGAGUGAGGAAAAGGCAGGGACAGAGCAGGAAGGAGCAGACAUGUCUCUGAUGGUGGAGAGGAAAGGAAGCGAGGACUCCUUGGAGCCAGAGCGGACAGGGGGUGAGGAAAAGCUGGGGACAGAGAGGGAAGCAGUUGAGGGACCUUUGAGGGCAGAGAGGGAAAGAGGCGAGGAGUCAUUGCAAGUAGAGCAGAAAGGAGGUGAGGAAGAGCUAGAGGCGGAGAAGGAAGAUGAGGAACCAUUGGGAGUACAGCAGAAAGGAGAUGACGAGAAGCUAAAGGCAACCGAAGAACCUUUAGAGCCACUGAAGGCAGAGAGAACAGGAGGUGAGGAGCCACUGGAGGCCGAGGAAGGAGGAGGUGAGGCACCAUUGGAGGCGGAGAAGACCGAAGCAGUCGAGGAAGACCUGAGUCCAGAAGAGCAGAGAGAGUCUGGGGGAGGAGAGGAAUGUCAGGCAGAGGAGGUGAGUGAGGCAGGGGCUCCCCUGGGGGCCAAGGAAGAGUCAAGGCCAGAAGAAGAACAACCCCAGCCCCAGGAGAAGCAGGAAGGCUCCCUGGAGGAGGGAUCUGUCCGACCCCAAACUCCUGCUGAGGGCCAGGGCCCCUCGGGGGAUGCCACCCCGCUCCUGGCGGAGACCCCCACCCCAGAGCAGCCUGCCGAGUGCCAGCCACUUCUUCGGGUGCAAGGGCCCAGGGCCCACCCCAGUGCCCGGCCCGUGCCCACCUAUGCCCCUGCCCGGCAGCCCAAGCCGUCUGCCCCUGCUGAGGGUGAAGAGGCAAGUGGCCCAAAGCAAAAGACGUGCCAGUGCUGUGCGGUCAUGUGA
This is a messenger RNA of Callorhinus ursinus (northern fur seal), 2340 nucleotides long. NCBI's taxonomy places the organism in Eukaryota, Metazoa, Chordata, Mammalia, Carnivora, Otariidae. The record is from RefSeq and is a predicted model, not a curated record.